Messenger RNA from Colletotrichum acutatum, 4373 nucleotides. RefSeq lists its product as uncharacterized. NCBI's taxonomy places the organism in Eukaryota, Fungi, Ascomycota, Sordariomycetes, Glomerellales, Glomerellaceae. Gene Ontology annotation, biological process: protein phosphorylation; intracellular signal transduction. The transcript has 4 exons. Gene Ontology annotation, cellular component: cytoplasm. The record is from RefSeq and is a predicted model, not a curated record. The coding region runs from base 162 to 3887 and encodes 1241 amino acids. Gene Ontology annotation, molecular function: ATP binding; protein serine/threonine kinase activity.
GUCAUCACCCUCUCUUCUUUCUCACUCACUUAAUCUACCCAGGAUCCUUAUCUCCUUUCCCAAACAUCUCCCUGUUCAACGUCUUAAAUACGGUUGACAUCGCCACUUGCCGUACUCGAAACCGAUCAUGUUCUGACCGCGACCCCGGAACUACCGCUGAAAUGUCCGAGACUGGUCGGACGAGGGCCUCGGCCUCUCAAGCCCGGGCGCCUCUCGCGGACGCGACGCAACGCAUCAAUAAUGCUUCCUCCAAAAUCCCCGUCAAAUCAUCAAAGUCACGCGACAAAACCACCGGUCAUUCACAGAAUGCUGCCGCUUCGGAUCGCCAACGCCAUACCAACGACUGUGACCCGCCGGUCUCUGGAGCGAGAGCCACAGCUGCUUCGGCUGGUCCACCUAGCGCUCGAAACCCUGCUGUUGCAAGAGCGCGAGCAUCACAUGAUGUCGACCCGUCGAAGCGCAUGUCUCAGGCAUCUCAGGCCUCCACGACCACGUCGAGCAAGAGAAGCAGCGGAUAUGCUUACAAGACACACAUUGGUCCCUGGUUGUUGGGCAGAACACUCGGAAAGGGCUCAUCGGCUCGCGUGAGACUCUGCAAGCAUCGUCUGUCUGGUGAAUUGGCCGCCGUCAAAAUUGUGCCCAAGAAGACAGCCUAUCUGAUCCAAGCUGGCAGUCUUGCUGAACUACACGACUACGACGACAGUUUGCCCGAGAAGAUCAAUGGCGAGAUGCGUGUGCCUCUUUCAAUCGAGCGAGAAGUGGCCAUUUUGAAGCUGGUCGAUCACCCCAAUGUUAUGAAGGUGUAUGAUAUUUGGGAGAAUCGAUCAGAGAUUUAUCUGGUACUUGAGUAUGUUGAACAAGGCGACUUAUUCGACUACAUCAAUACCAACGGUCGGUUCACUGAGGAAGACGCCAUGUUUCUCUUUCGGCAAAUGAUGAGCGCCCUUCAAUAUUGUCAUUCCUUCAACAUCUGCCAUCGAGACCUCAAGCCCGAGAAUAUCCUGUUGACCCCCGACAACAAGGUAAAAAUUGCCGACUUCGGCAUGGCCGCUUUGCAUCAAUCUUCGGAGCACCGACUUGUGACGGCUUGCGGCAGUCCUCACUACGCUGCCCCUGAGCUCUUGAAGCACAAGCACUAUCGAGGAGAUAAAGCCGAUAUUUGGUCUCUGGGCGUCAUUCUCUAUGCCCUUCUAGCCGCGUGCCUGCCCUUCGAUGACCCCGACAUUGGUGCACUGCUCCAGAAAACCAAGAGGGGCAUAUACGAGAUCCCAGAUUUCUUGAGCCCUGAAGCCAAAGAUCUCAUCCGUCGCAUGCUUGUGGCCAAUCCUGAUACAAGAAUUAGCAUCAAGGAGAUGUGGCAGCAUCCACUGAUUCGGAAGUACGAUUAUCUCGACGACCUUGGCAACAACUAUCAACUCAACGACCUCCGCAAGGGCUUUCACUACACCCCGCUGAAGCCUCAUGAAGUUGACCCUCAUCUGGUUAGGCAGCUUCGGUCACUAUGGCACAUGCUCACCGAACACCAGAUCAAGUUGAAGCUCAUGGACUCUGCGAAAAACGACCAGAAGCUGUUCUACUGGCUUCUUCACAGCUACCGCCAGAAGCAGCUGGAGAAUUUCCUCCCCGAGUUGUCGCAGUCUCCUAGUGACUACCAUCAUCUCCAUGAACCUGUUUGGAAGAAGAGGGUAUCCACUGUCGAGUUCAACCAGCCCAGAGCAGACGGAACGGGCAGAAGUGUCUCGCGCUUCACAGUCAUCUCCCAUGUUGCGGAGACAGAUGAUGGAACAAUUCAGAGCUACGAUCCUUACAACUCGAGCCGGCCUAUGCGAGGGCAUUCUCAGGCAAGCCAUGCAAAGAUUGUCGUUCAUCGCAAUCGUCGCGGCUCCAUGAAGCGGGACAAUACACAGACAUCGCAACUGUCACGCAUCAAGACAGGCUCGACGCUGCGUCACUCACGCGUCAACUCCCAGCGAACAACACACUCUGGCCGCUUCCAGUCUCCCCGCAGCUCAAUGAAUUCGCUCCAUAGCAGCAGACAAGGAACCUCUUAUAGCAGACCGGCUUCCCGUCACAAGCGAGGUAUCGACUUUUCUCACAUAAGAAAGAAGUCUACCGAUACCCACGCCGACAAGCGUCGUCGAGGUGCCCCGGGCGUCAUUGGAGAGGAAACUUACCUGAAGCGUCCGCAAUCUCCAAUCAGUCCGCCAAAGCGCAUUUCUAUGAUGGACAGACCUAGACCAAAGCUGAAGAUUGUGAAGCCUCAGGAUCCAGCGGUCAUUGUUAACGAGGAAGUUCGGCACUUCAGCAACAGCAUCGCAAAGGACUGCGAUGAAGCCUUCAACAGCUUCCUAUCUGUCGAUGAGACAACAGAGCUGGUUUUGGAAGACAAGAGUAGUGGUAUCAAGAGAGAGCCUACGGGCCUGUCUUUGAGCCCAGUAACACCCUCUCCCGAGACUUUGACGAAUCCUUACCAUCCAUGGGACACUCGACCCUUGCCGCCUUUGCCGCCUCCCAAAUCGACGCCAUCCUCGAUUUCGGAAUCUGAGAGGCCUAGCAAGAACUACGACCAUCCUAAGGACGCACAGCAUUCUGGCCGGGUCGGAAAGUUUGUUGAUCAAGUCAAUCGUCUAGGUUUUCCUACUCUACUUCCUAAGCAAGACCGCCGUACUGUAUCCGCACCUACACAUAGUCAAAGCAAAGUGACUGGUCGCUUGCCGGCAAUCAACGAGAAUGGGCGAGACUCGGAGUCUUCAUCCCACUGGGGAGAUGCUGACCGGAACAGGGUUGUAUCUGCCCCGCCCAAGACCCCUGGCGGAUACGCUGAAAAUGAUGGUCUUGAUUAUCUGGUCCAAGCAGGAGAGACCAUCCGUGUUGUCAACUCGCCCAGUGCAACGAGUCCGAUCCCGAAGCCUCUGAACGUGCGAAAGAAGACAGCCGAGCGACCAGCUUACGAGGACCAGGUCGAGGAGCGCUACGUCUACAUGCAUGGCGCGUCGGGUACAGAUGAACCAUCAACUCCAUCUGCUGCUACUUAUGGAAGUAGCACAACGAAGCAGAAGAAGUCCUCGUGGUUCAAGCGGUAUUCAAAGGAUAGCACUUCUAGAGAGGGUAGCAUCAAUACCGAGGCAACUCAAGAAACCCAGACAUACAGCAUGACAACGCAAUCUACAGCCCCAAGCCGCUCGGAGACAAAGAUCCACGAGCAUCCUCCCCCGGUUGCAACCAAGAAGAAGGGCUUCGGCUUGCUUUUCUGGAAGAGCAGCAAGGCCAAGUCAGAGGGGAAGAUGGCGAUUGCGGGUGAGCUACGAAUUACGAAGAUUGUACCCAUUGAGCAUGCCUCACUAACAUAUGUCACAGGUCCAGAUUACGAUGACUCUUCCUCUCCCGACGACCGAAGAGCUAUCGGACACGAAACGAGCCGGAAAUCAGUUAAGAGCUGGAACGCCUCUGAGAAGGGAGCUCGGACAAUUGCGGUUCAUCAAAACUGGCUGGCUCGCCUGUUCGGGGUCAAGCCCGCGACGAGCUACGUGUGUCUGGUCAUGUCACGCAAGCGAGCUCGGCAGGAAAUGGUCAUUCUCCUCAAAGACUGGCGACGUUAUGGUAUGAGAGAUAUCCAGGUCGAGAAGGAGAGAAAUAUUGUGUUUGCCCGAGUUGGGGCGCAGAAUUACUUAGGCAUGAAGGAAGUUGCAUUUGCCGCGGAGAUUAUGACAGUGAUCGAGCACGGGAAGAAAGGUCCCCUCUGCAUUGUACGAUUUACACAAGAGCGCGGGGCGGCCAGCAGUUUCCACAAGGUUGUGGACACGGUUCGAACGGUGUUCGGAUCGCGAGGGCUGGUUGUCGCCGACAAGUCCAAGGAGAAGAUGAUGAUCAAAACGCUCAAUUCCUGAGGAUGGACGAGAUUGCAUUUGGCGUCAGAAGGCGGGCGGCGACAUUUUUCUUUGGGGCACCGGCUCGGGAGGUUGCUUGACUGAGGAUCGACGGGUUCCCCCCACGAUUCUGCUUUUUCUUUCCUCACUUUUUCUUGCCAGUCACAUACCUGGGAUCAAGCAUAGGCUGGGCAUUUUCUUUUCGGAGGACAGGGAUUGAUUCAAUGCGAGCAUGGACUACGGAUGCGGCUCGACAUCAAGGGCCUUGGAGAGCAUUGGAGGAACUGGAGGAUGGAUAAUUACUGUGGUUGGAUGGCUUUCCCAGCACUGCAGCUGAGGUUUAUAUCCAUAUCACGAUGGAUUGGUGGUUUGGAGAUUCCGUCCGAUGAUUGAGAUUAUUCUUGAGCCAUCAACAGUUUCUUUGUAUGGCUGAGAGGCAAGGAGGCUAUUGUUCAUAGAGUCGAGCUGCAUAGGUACCCAAAAAGUUGAUUGCUAUUACAUUACAGA